AUGAUAUCAACAGGCCUAAACAAUGGUAGUGAUGUUGCUGAUGCUGUUCAUCACCACCAUGGUCCUCGUUAUGUCCUGUCUACCAAGACCAAACAAGUGUUGGAGUGGAAAGAGGGUGAUGGAAUGAAAACGAACCGUCGUGUGAUGAUCAACAACAACAACAACAACAAUAACAACACUUUAUCCAUUCCUACCAUCAUCCACAAUGAAUUGGUUCGGAAUGAACCUUCUCCUCAUCUUCCUUUCAAUCGACUCUUUCCCAUGAUGUGUCAACAUUGCCAUCAUCGUCCACCCCUAUUCAUGAUGAUGGUAAUGCAACCAAAGGACAAUGAGGUUUCAGUUCAAUCACAACAAGAACCACAACAACUCUACUGUUGCAAUUAUGUUAUUGGACUUGAUGAACCUUUUAUUCGAAUUGAUCGUUCAAUGACUCCAGUCUCCAAAGAGGAACAUGAAAUUCAAUUAUCCAUACCACGCAUGACAAGAACGAAGACGACGAUGAAGGAUCUAGAAAUUCCUCCCCAUUACAAUCCUCAUGUCUUGGCUGUGAAUACGACACGAAUUGAAUCCGGUCAUUCUCUACUCGUCGUCGUAUCAGCUAAUGAUCAUUCUCUCAAAACAGUUCAUAAUACUACUACAAGUACGACUACUACUUCUUUGGAUUAUGUAGAAUGUGCUGGUGAACUUCGAUUAAGACCAAUAGUCCAUCAUCAUCACCACCAAUGUGUGAAUAUUCCUCUUCUUGAAUGUAUCGUUCAUUCUCUUCCUUCUGACAACAACAACACAAAGUGUAUCGUAUGUGAAUUAUUAUUAUCAUUACUAUACGAUGAACAACAACAACAACCUCAACAACAACAUUGUUGGAAACAAUCACAUUUUGAACCUCCUCAACAACCACAACAACCUCAACCACAACCACAACAACAACCACAACCACAACCACAACCACAACAACAACCUCAACAACAACAUGUGAAAACAAUCAUGUUUUUUGAAAUUGUUUCCAUCAAUCUUCAGACUUCCUUCUUUGCAUUUCCAGACAUUCAAGUAUUAGAAAAUUGGAAUCGAUUUGGAAUGGAUGGAUUUUCAUUGUAUCGAUGCAAUGCAUGGGAAAUGAAGGGAAGAAGGGAAAGAUGUUUGAAAGAUCAGAAAGAAGAACAUGAUGAUGAUGAUGAACAACAAUUAGAACAAUAG
Messenger RNA from Naegleria fowleri, 1194 nucleotides. RefSeq lists its product as uncharacterized. The record is from RefSeq and is a predicted model, not a curated record. The transcript has a single exon. Lineage: Eukaryota; Heterolobosea; Eutetramitea; Acrasida; Naegleriidae. The coding region runs from base 1 to 1194 and encodes 397 amino acids.